Girardinichthys multiradiatus is the source of this 5637-nucleotide messenger RNA. RefSeq names its product TBC1 domain family, member 9 (with GRAM domain) (gene tbc1d9). The record is from RefSeq and is a predicted model, not a curated record. Gene Ontology annotation, molecular function: calcium ion binding. The transcript is spliced from 22 exons. NCBI's taxonomy places the organism in Eukaryota, Metazoa, Chordata, Actinopteri, Cyprinodontiformes, Goodeidae. The coding region runs from base 599 to 4507 and encodes 1302 amino acids.
UUUAUGUUGUGUGCAGCAGCGACUGAGGAACAGGAGGAGGAGCGGAGAACCGCAGCGUUAUUAUCGGGCUCUUGGCGUUAAUUUCGUGGGUAUUCAUUGGGACACAGACGGAUAUCGCAGCAUCAAUACAUGUCGGUCUGUUCCUGUGGAUAAAUCGCCUGCUAGUUAAUAAAACAACGCCGUAAACAAGCGCUGUCCGCGGACUGAUUCGCACCUGCCGCGGAUCAUGGACAACAAAGACUGAAUCCAGCUCAACUCCUGCGGCGAACCGAGCCAGGCUGCCUCCGGCCCCUUAAAGAAAUACAGUUUUCCUUUAAACUCUGUGGCAGAAGCUGCUGGUGAACAGCAGCUGUUUACAGGCCGAAUCAAGCCGUUCACUAACUGCUUGGUCUAUUUAUAGUAACGCUUGUGUGCGGGUUUUUAUGUUAUUAAUUUGCCUUGAACAUUAAAUUGUAGAUGGUUUGUAUGGUAGAGAUUAGCCCAGGUGAAUAACCAGGCCUCCGUUGUGUUUAAUUAACAUUAUUUAAUACUUGCAUAGAACCAGUCUGGCGGCAGAGUGUAUCCAAUGAUUCUGUAAUAAAAUAAGAUAAAUAGAAAUAUGUGGGUCAUUCCCGAAGAUGUGUUACUGGCGGGAGCGCUAUGGAUCACCGAGAGAGCGAAUCCGUUCUUCAUCCUCCAGAGACGGAAAGGCCACGGGGAUGGAGGAGGAGGACUGGCCGGAUUUCAUUGCUACAGAUCAGCCGCCUUGUUGCAAUGUAAAGGUUCUGCACACGACUGGCUAAAAAGCCCAAAUAGAGGUUUGCUUGUUGGGACUCUGGAUGUCGUUCUGGACUCGAGUGCUCGGAUGGCUCCUUAUAGGAUCCUCUACCAGACUCCCGACUCUUUAGUGUACUGUAUCAUCGCUCAUGGAACGUCUCGUAAAGAGAUCACGGAGCACUGGGAGUGGCUCGAACACAACCUCCUGCAGACUCUGUCCAUCUUCGAGAACGAGAACGAUAUUACCACCUUCGUCAAGGGGAAAGUGCAGGGAAUCAUUGCAGAGUUCAACAAGAAUCAUGAUGUCAAAGAGGACGACGACACAGACAAGUUUAAGGAGGCGAGCUCUAAGUUUUGGAAACUGUUCGGGAUGCCAGAGGAGGAGAAGCUGGUCAAUUAUUACUCCUGCAGCUACUGGAAGGGGAAGGUUCCCCGGCAGGGUUGGCUUUACCUCAGCAUCAACCACCUCUGCUUCUAUUCAUACCUACUGGGAAAAGAAGCCAAACUGGUGGUUCGCUGGGCAGACAUCACCCAGUUGGAGAAGAGCGCCACCCUCCUCCUGCCCGACGUCAUCAAGGUGAGCACCCGCGCCAACGAGCACGUCUUCUCCGUCUUCCUAAACAUCAACGAGACCUUCAAACUGGCGGAGCAGCUGGCCAACAUCGCCAUGCGGCGGCUGCUGGACAACAAAGGCUUCGAACUGGACCGCUCGCUGCCCAAGCUGAAGAAGUCGCCCAAGAAGGUUUCAGCGCUGAAGCGAGAUCUGGAUGCCAGAGCGAAGAGUGAGCGUUACCGGGCUCUCUUUCGUCUUCCUAAAGACGAGAAACUGGACGGGCACACAGACUGCACUCUGUGGACGCCCUUCAACAAGAUGCACAUCCUGGGGCAGAUGUUUGUGUCCACUAACUACAUCUGCUUCACCAGCAAGGAGGAGACGAUGUGCAGCCUCAUCAUCCCUCUGCGUGAGGUGACCAUCGUGGAGAAGGCAGACAGCUCCAACGUGCUGCCCAGCCCACUGUCCAUCAGCACCAAGAAUCGCAUGACGUUUCUGUUCGCCAAUCUGAAAGACAGAGACUUCCUGGUACAGAGGAUCUCCGACUUUUUGCAGCAAACCACCUCCAAGAUUUACCUUGAAAGGGAGCUGAACAACAGCAGCAGCAGCAGCUCGGAUGACGAGGUUUACUCCCAUCAUGGCUCCCUGCUUUCCUGCAGUCCACUGCAAAGUCUGGCUUCAGAGGCCGAGCGCACCUUCAACCUGAACGACAACAGCGUGCCCACAGCUUCAGAAGCCCUCAUGACCAUGUAUCGGCGCCGCUCACCUGAGGAGUUUAAUCCCAAACUGGCCAAGGAGUUCUUGAAGGAGCAGGGGUGGAAGAACCACUUCACAGAGUAUGGAGAGGGGGUGUGCAUGUACCGCACGGAGAAGACGAAGGAGCUCGUUCUCAAAGGCAUCCCUGAGAGCAUGAGAGGAGAGCUAUGGCUGCUGUUUUCAGGGGCGAUCAACGAGAUGAUGACUCACCCCGGAUACUACGAAGACCUGGUGGAGAAAUCGAUGGGAAAGUACAACCUGGCCACGGAGGAGAUUGAGCGGGAUCUGCACCGCUCCCUGCCGGAGCAUCCGGCCUUUCAGAAUGAAAUGGGCAUUGCCGCGCUGCGCAGGGUCCUGACUGCCUAUGCUUUCAGGAAUCCCAACAUCGGAUACUGCCAGGCCAUGAAUAUUGUGACGUCUGUCCUGCUGCUUUACUCUAAAGAAGAAGAAGCUUUCUGGCUUCUGGUGGCUCUCUGCGAGAGGAUGCUGCCGGACUACUACAAUACAAGAGUUGUUGGAGCCCUCGUGGAUCAGGGUGUGUUUGAGGAGCUUGCGCGCGAGUACAUCCCCCAGCUUUACGACUGCAUGCAAGACCUCGGGGUUAUAUCCACCAUUUCGCUCUCAUGGUUUCUCACUCUUUUCCUCUCCGUUAUGCCGUUUGAGAGCGCCGUGGUGGUAGUAGACUGUUUCUUCUAUGACGGCAUCAAGGUCAUCUUUCAGUUGGCACUCUCUGUGCUCCACUCCAACAUCCACCAGCUGCUGGGCUGCAAGGAUGACGGAGAAGCUAUGACUGUCCUGGGCAGGUACCUGGACAGUGUGACCAAUAAGGACAGCACCCUCCCUCCUAUCCCUCACCUUCACUCUCUGCUCACCGAUAACGGAGAACCGCAUCCCGAUGUGGACAUUUUCAAACUGGUCCGCAGCUCCUAUGAGAAAUUUGGCUCAAUCCGUGCAGACGUGAUUGAGCAGAUGCGUUUCAAACAGAGACUGAGGGUCAUUCAGACCAUUGAAGACACAACCAAACGCAACGUGGUCCGAACUAUUGUAACAGAGACGGCUUUCAGUAUUGACGAGUUGGAAGAGCUUUAUGUGCUUUUCAAGGCAGAGCACCUGACCAGCUGUUACUGGGGAGGCAGCAGUAACCCCACAGAGCACCAUGACCCCAGCCUGCCUUACCUGGAGCAGUACCGCAUCGAUGUGGAGCAGUUCAAGGGCCUGUUCACCCAGCUGUUCGCCUGGGCCAAUGGGGCCCACUCAGACCCGCUUGCCGUGCGCUUCUUUCGCCUACUCGAUGAAAACGGAGAUGCCCUCAUCAACUUCCGAGACUUUAUCAGCGGCCUGGGUGUUCUGUGUCAUGGGGAUCUGACAGAGAAGCUGAAGCUCCUCUACAAGAUGCAUGUGUUACCUGAGAUAACUCAUGAGCAGGAGGAGCCUGACUCGGCCUUUGAAGCCACUCAGUACUUCUUCGAAGACAUCACUCCAGAAACGUCCAUCAGUCGUGAUAUAAAGGGUAGAGGCGAGAAGGAUGAUGGCUUCGUCAGAGUUACGUUCAAGACUGAAAAAGUGCAAAAACUGAGCACUCCUGAUUACCGUCAUUACCUGAAACUGUGGAACGAAGAGACGAAACCUAAACGAGAAAGCACAAAGGACCUUCCAAAGCUAAAUCAGAGUCAGUUCAUCGAGCUCUGUAAGACCCUCUACAGCAUGUUUAGUGAGGAUGUAGCUGAACAGGAGCUCUAUCACGCCACUGCAACUGUCACCAGUCUACUGCUGGAAAUGGGAGAAGUGGGAAAGCUUUUUACUUCCUGCAGCAGAAAGGAUCCCAGCCAAGGGGGGAUGUCUGAACCAAGUUUGUGCAGGAGAGACUUAUUGGAUCUUAAAUCCACUCAAGAUGCUUCCAAUCUGGGAGAUGUUUUUAUCCCUGCAGGUCUGGAGGACAAGUCAAGCCCCUGUGAGGAGGAUAAACGGCGCGAUGCAGGUGAGGAGCUGCCGCCCAUGCAGGACAUCAAGCUAGAAGACUCCUCUCCUAAAGAGACGGGAACGUCGUCCGCCAUGCUCAUAUCCGACGAUGAAACCAAAGACGACACAUCGAUGUCAUCUUACUCAGUGCUGAGCGCCGGCUCCCACGAGUUGGACGAGAAGCUGCAGUGCGAGGACAUUGCAGACGACACAGUUCUGGUGCGCAGCGACAACAAGCCCUCAGAGACCGAACGGAGGGGUCAUCCUAACGACAGAAAGCUGCCCCACAGCACCAGCAUCGACAAAGACUGGGCCAUCACGUUCGAGCAGUUCCUGGCCUCCGUCCUGACUGAGCAGGCUCUGGUGCGGUACUUUGAGAAGCCGGAGGAUGUGGCAGCCCGCAUCACAAAUGCCAAGAAUGUGCGGAAAGUCGGGCGCCCCCUGCUGUCCACAAGUGACUAUGAGAUCUCUCUCUCUGGCUGAAGGACUAGUGGUUCUCAGGAGUUAGUGAAGUUUUCUAGGAUUAUAGCGGAAAUUGUAAUAGUGUAUAUUUGAAAGAAUGUAAUCAGAACUGCUUCUAAUGAUGUAUUUUACCAGAAAUGUAAAACCUAAUGUAUAAAUCAAUAGAUCCUGUCCUGUGAAGAGAAGACUGGAAAUUCACCCAUGGUUUCCUCAAAUGAAAUCAAUGUGUACACGUCGUAGCUGUACCUUUUUAUAAGACAAUAUGCAUAAGUAGUAAUAGUCUUAUAUCUCUGAACUACUAGGCUGUGUAGAUGUAAAUGUCCACACAUGUAGUGUUGUUUAAAAAGGUUUGAAACCACCAUUUAUAUCUUCAUACUUUGCUUCACAGACGUUAGAUCUUCUUGUAAUCUUUGAACUGGUGUCCCUCGACGGUUCUUCAGGUUUCUGAAAGUUGAAGUGGCAAGAAAUUCAAAGAAAGUUCAGCUCCUUGGAAGAAAAAUAUCGAGACAUGAGGGGGACUUAAGUUUCACACAGCUCUGUACAGUAUGGUUCAAACUUCAAUAUUAAUCUACAGUAUGUAUCGUCACAUCACAUCUGGUCAAACUGUUGCUUCAUUUAGUUGCUAUUCCGAUUGCUGCUAUUUGCUUAUAAAGAUAUGGGAAACAGAGCUACAGAUCCAAUGGUAAAACAAUUUUUUAUGUCUUGUGUAAACACUCAGUUCACUUUAAUGCAGUCCGUCACUUUUGCAGAUAAUAUAUUUUCUUUGGUUCAUAUUGACAAAAGAAAUCAACCUGUACAAUAACUGCAUAGAAAAGAUUGUUUAGCUGCUAAAACAUGUUGUUUAAGCUGGACAUUUUGUUGAAAAUAUUUUUCAUUUCUUUCAGUAAUUUUACACUAAAAUAUGUUUAAGAGUCCAUACCUUCUUUGUUUACAAUAUGUUUGGGUCCACUAAUACAUCUGCUUGCCUUUUUAUUUUUAAUUUAUUUUUGUCCUUCCAUGCAUGCCUUUUUAUUUUUGCUCUGUGCAUUUUUUAAAUGGAUUUUUAAAAAUUUUUUCUACUGUAAAUAUGUUGAAUUUAUUUGACCAGAUGUUGCUGCUCUGGAUUCUGGUGCAUUGUGUAUCACUCGUCUAAUUAAAAUCAGUGUCAUUAA